AUGAAAGAUUCGCUGUCUGCAGUUAUUCUGUUGUCCAUUCUUGAAUGCCUGUCCCGCUUAAUCUUCUCUCCGCUUCCAGAGAGCCCUUGUACCACACCCUAUUCCCCCGACAAACAGCAUCAUUAUCUCAGACUUGCUCAUCGUCGGGAUAUCCACCCGGCAUAUGGAGUGGACAUCUAUACCGCGCUGGAUGCUCAGAAUCUUCCCCAGUUUAUCAAUUCGGGCGCAAAAAAUUGCCAAAGUCAUCCGUUUCUAAUGCUGAGUGUCGAGAAGAUGGUGGGCGGCUUAUGGCUAGACUCUAAAACCCUUGGGGAAAUUGAAAGACGAAAAGAUGUACCAUCAUCGUGCAGAUUUUGUAGUAGACAGUCGAAGACCAAAUGCCGAGUUAAUGACAUCGUCCCCCACUGGCAGUAG
Penicillium digitatum Pd1 is the source of this 414-nucleotide messenger RNA. NCBI's taxonomy places the organism in Eukaryota, Fungi, Ascomycota, Eurotiomycetes, Eurotiales, Aspergillaceae. The record is from RefSeq and is a predicted model, not a curated record.